CGCGGAGCAGCCGGAGCAAAAAAAGGGGAAGCUCCGCGCCCUCGGCUCCGUGAGGCGCCGGUUCCCGGCUCCCCGGUGGGGUUCAAACUCCCCGCUCCUUUCACCCCCUCCGUGAAGGGCUCGGUUCCGAGCAGUCGGAGCGGCGCGAGGCCGCGGCACCACCGGCGCCAUGCACGGCGGUCCGCCCUCGGGCGACAGCGCCUGCCCGCUGCGCACCAUCAAACGAGUCCAGUUCGGGAUCCUCAGCCCCGAUGAGAUGAAACGGAUGUCGGUGACCGAGGGGGGCAUCAAGUACCCCGAAACCACCGAGGGGGGGCGCCCAAACUUGGGGCUCAUGGACCCCCGGCAGGGCGUGAUCGAGAGAACGGGGCGCUGCCAGACCUGUGCCGGGAACAUGACGGAGUGUCCCGGUCACUUUGGCCACAUCGAGCUGGCCAAGCCCGUGUUCCACGUCGGGUUUUUGGGUAAAACCAUGAAAAUCCUGCGCUGCGUCUGCUUCUUCUGCUCCAAGCUGCUCGUGGACUCGAACAACCCCAAGAUCAAGGACAUCCUGGGCAAGUCCAAGGGGCAGCCCAAGAAGCGCCUGACGCACGUCUACGACCUCUGCAAGGGCAAGAACAUCUGCGAGGGCGGCGAGGAGAUGGACCACAAGUUCGGCGUGGAGCAGCCCGAGGGCGACGAGGACCUCACCAAGGAGAAGGGGCACGGGGGCUGUGGGCGGUACCAGCCGCGCAUCCGCCGCUCGGGGCUGGAGCUGUACGCCGAGUGGAAGCACGUCAACGAGGACUCGCAGGAGAAGAAGAUCCUGCUGAGCCCCGAGCGCGUGCACGAGAUCUUCAAGCGCAUCUCGGACGAGGAGUGCUUCGUGCUGGGCAUGGACCCCAAGUUCGCCCGGCCCGAGUGGAUGGUGUGCACCGUGCUGCCGGUGCCGCCGCUGUCCGUGCGUCCGGCCGUGGUCAUGCAGGGCUCGGCCCGCAACCAGGAUGACCUGACCCACAAGCUGGCCGACAUCGUCAAGAUCAACAACCAGCUGCGGCGCAACGAGCAGAACGGGGCGGCCGCGCACGUCAUCGCCGAGGACGUCAAACUGCUGCAGUUCCACGUGGCCACCAUGGUGGACAACGAGCUGCCCGGCCUGCCCCGGGCCAUGCAGAAGUCGGGGCGCCCCCUCAAGUCGCUGAAGCAGCGGCUGAAGGGGAAGGAGGGUCGAGUUCGGGGCAACCUCAUGGGCAAACGCGUCGACUUCUCGGCCCGCACGGUCAUCACGCCCGACCCACAACUGGCCAUCGACCAGGUGGGCGUGCCGCGCUCCAUCGCGGCCAACAUGACCUUCGCCGAGAUCGUCACGCCCUUCAACAUCGACAGGCUGCAGGAGCUGGUGCGCAGGGGGAACAGUCAGUACCCGGGGGCCAAGUACAUCAUCAGGGACAACGGGCAGGAUCGACUGCGCUUCCACCCCAAGCCCAGCGACCUGCACCUGCAGAUCGGAUACAAG
This is a messenger RNA of Melozone crissalis (California towhee), 1495 nucleotides long. RefSeq names its product DNA-directed RNA polymerase II subunit RPB1-like. Lineage: Eukaryota; Metazoa; Chordata; Aves; Passeriformes; Passerellidae. Gene Ontology annotation, cellular component: RNA polymerase II, core complex. Gene Ontology annotation, biological process: DNA-templated transcription. The record is from RefSeq and is a predicted model, not a curated record. Gene Ontology annotation, molecular function: DNA binding.